Molecule: messenger RNA, 1475 nt
Organism: Chara braunii
Lineage: Eukaryota; Viridiplantae; Streptophyta; Charophyceae; Charales; Characeae
Source: the annotation of a GenBank genome assembly
CUUGGUAUUUGUCACUUGUAAGCUGUCAGCGUGUUCUUAGUUGCCUCUGUUUGCAUCGUUCUUUUGGACGACAGCGUCAACAACGGAUGUGGCUGUUCGUUUGGUGCUACAGCUGUGCUCACUGGAGUUGUUUGUCAAGUUGGUUGUGCGGCCAGGGUCCUAGGUCAGGAUGGCAGGAUAUGGCGACAACCGCGACAACGGAGGCAGAAAUCGUGAUCAUGGUGGCGGUGGAAGAGACUGUCGCGGCUUUCGCGAGUACGGGAGUGGACACCGCGGAUAUGGGAGUGGUCGCGGUGAAGGUAGUGACAGGGGAUUUGGCGGCGACCGAAGGACUGGGAGUGAGAGAGGAUAUGAUCGGGGUCCUCGGCGCGGUGCCCUGAUCUGCUUUAACUGUGAUGAGCCCGGCCAUUACGCAAAUCAGUGUCCUCUUCCGAAGCGGAACGGCGUUCCAGCCUCAUCAGCACACCGGGGCGGCCUCAGCCCACCAGGGAGACCAAGUUUCAGUAGGAGACCGCAACAGACUGAUCCGCUGGAAUCCAAGGUCGCGGAGAUCGGGAAGACCGUGGCAGCGGUGUGCCAAUUCGUGGAAGUUGAACAACAGAAGAAGGCAGCAAAAGAACGCAGAAAAGCGGAGAAGAAAGAGGCUGAGGAACGCGUUAAGGCGGAACGCGCUGCUGCUCUACUUAGGAAACAGAAAAAGGAAGAAAAGAUUCGUAAGGAAGCUGAAAGCAAGGAAGAGUUACACAAGAGCUUAGAUGUGAGAAUGGCGGUUCGGGUGAGUGAACUUCGUGAGGAUGUACGGGAGGACGUCCGUCAGGAGAUUCGCGACGCUAUCGGGGAGCUGUGCUUGGCGGUGUCGUGCGUGAAGCAAAAAGCGGUAGAACCUUCCGAGACGGCCGCAGAAAGCAGCGCUAGUAGCAGUGAGACAGAGGAGCUGAGCAUGCGUACUCGUACCCUAUGCAUCUCGAAAAAAAGGAAACAGGGACCUGAUGUGGCUUGCGAAGGCAGUCCCCCGAUGGAGCUCCCUGCCAAGCGCACUCCGAGACGUGCAGCACGACCUGGGGGAUUUGCUGGCAGACUGACGAGAGCUAAAUCACGGACACAGAAGACGCCCACACCGAAAAAGACGCUGCCAUCUAUCCGGAAGAAGACUCCGGCUGCCAUCGGCAUAGUCGGACGUCUGAGAUUCGAGAAGCGAGUGAUGAAGGACCUAAAGAACUUGGAUGUGUUGGUCCUACAGAACAUCUGUAAAGACAAAGGGAUACCGUACAACGGUAAGUUCGAAGCCAUUUUUGGUAUCGUCGCUAAGCGCACCCAGGUUGCGUAUGGCAGUGAUGAUGAAGAGGAGGCGGUAAUCUUGCCCGGAACGGGUACUGACGUGGAGGGUAAUGUCAAGGAGUGAUGUGCCCUCAGUAUUGCUGACUUGUGGAGUAUUGUACGGUGCCUUACUCAUUUACGUACUUUGAUUAACGGUA